GACAGGUUCAUUCAUACACACACGUACAUUCUUCCUCACACACACAAACUCGUCCACACACAAACACACAUUCACACAAAUGGACUCCAUGCUGUUGAAUCUCCCACACGACACCUGAUCUCGAAGAGUUGCGGUAGAUGAGGACGAUGAGGAUGACUGUGAUGAAGACGAUGAGGAGUGUGUUGCUGCUCUCUCUGCUCUCUGUGGCCAGUGCUGACCAGCUCACGCCAGAACUGCAGCACCCCCACUUACUGACACGCCUCUCAGCAGCAGGACGAGAGUGUGUUAUUGGGGAGAUUAAGAGAGCUCUGCUGGGGGUCAAACAGUUGGGAGAGACGCUGGAGACACAACAACACACACACCUGCAGCUCAUGGAAACUCUCACACACUGCUACAACAAGAAGAGGGGUGCGGAACAGCUGGCUCAGGAGGCUGGGCUAUGAAGCUGCAGAGA
Molecule: messenger RNA, 454 nt
Organism: Alosa alosa (allis shad)
Lineage: Eukaryota; Metazoa; Chordata; Actinopteri; Clupeiformes; Clupeidae
Product: clusterin-like protein 1
Exons: 4
Coding region: 138-443 (101 amino acids)
Source: RefSeq, a predicted model, not a curated record